AUGGCGGAUACUCAGGUGGAUUCACUCGUUGCCAUCGCCGGGUCAGUCUCCACUUCAUCAACCAAGAAACGGGUCCGAAUCUUCCGUGAUGAAAUCCCUCCGAUUCUCGAUAGUUCAGAGAUGUCUCCCGAGCUUAUAUCCUUGUUGGUGGACGUAAUCUUUAAAACUCUGGUUUCUUAUGAUGACCAUGGGUCAAGGAAAGCUGUGGAUUAUGUGAUUACAAAGGGCUUCAGCAACAUAAUGUUCAUGAAAAGUUUCGCAGCAGCCAUAGUUCAGGCCAUGGAAAAGCAGUCAAAGGUCCAAUCUCAUGUCGGUUGCUACCGGCUUCUGAAAUGGUCGUGCCUUCUUCUAACAAAGAGUCAAUUUGCUUCAGUUUCAAAGACUGCAGUAUGUAGACUAGCUGCAGUUCAGGCAUCUCUGCUUCAUAUUAUUAUGCAAAAAUCUUUCCGGGAGCGAAGGGCUUGCAAGCAAAUGUUCUUUCACCUUUUCUCACAGUCGCCAGAUGUCUACAAAACCUAUCUGGAUGAAUUGAAGUGUGCAAGGAUUCCUUACAAAGAUAGUCCUGAAUUGCUAAAUCUACUGCUGGAGUUUUCUAGAUCUUCACCUUCUUUCGGAAAAGUGAAGGCAAUGUUCAUUGAUAUUUAUGUUAAAGCAGUUUUAAGUUCAAAAGAAAAGCCAUCGAGGGGGCUUAGCGAAUCCUUUCUCCCUCUUUUCUUGCAAAUGUCACAUGAGGAUUUUCUAAAUGAUGUGUUCCCUCCUUUGGUGAAAAUGUUGAAGCGGAAUCCUGAGAUUUUGCUGGAAGCCGUGGUUAUUCUCUUGAAAGCGGUCUCCAUUGAUAUGAGCAAGUUCGCUGUUGAACUUCUUUCAGUGAUAUUGUCACAGGCACGGCAUUCUGAAGAAAGUAGAAGGCUAGGGGCAUCAGCCAUAGUGCGAUGUUUGAGCCAAAAGUCUAGUAAUCCUGAUGCUUUAGAAGCUAUGUUUAAUGCUGUUAAAGCUGUAAUUGGAGGCUCCGAGGGGAGGCUUCAGUUUCCUUACCAGAGGAUUGGCAUGUUUAAUUCUCUGCGAGACUUGUCAUAUGGACCAGAUGGGAAAUAUUUGAACAACAUAUCUUGUACAGUCUGUAGAUUUCUUUUGUCAUGCUACAAGGAUGAAGGGAAUGAAGAUGUGAAACUCACAAUUUUGACAGCCAUUGGGUCCUGGGCAGCUCGAUCAGUGGAUGCUGUUCAACCCGAUUUAGUGUCUUUCAUUGCUUCUGGUCUGAAAGAGAAGGAGGCUUUAAGGCGGGGACAUCUUCGUUGUCUAAGAGUCAUAUGCCAAAACCCUGAUGCAAUAUUACAGAUCUCAUCUCUGCUUGGCCCCCUCAUUCAACUUGUCAAAACUGGAUUCACUAAAGCAGUGCAACGUUUGGAUGGUGCAUAUGCACUGCUUAUUGUAGGAAAAAUUGCAGCUUCUGAUAUCAAAGCAGAGGAGAAUUUGGUGAAGGAAAAGAUCUGGUCCUUGAUAUCCCAGAAUGAACCUUCAGUUGUUCAAAUUUCUAUGGUUUCAAAAUUGUCAAUCGAAGAUUGCAUGGCUUGCGUUGAUCUUCUUGAAGUGUUGUUAGUGGAACAUUCACGCAGAGUGCUCGAAGCUUUUCCAAUAAAAUUGAUUUUACAGCUGUUGAUCUUCUUGCUAUGUCAUCCAAGCUUGGACAUUCGGAAAAUGUCACAUAUGGCUACUAGAAAAAUAGUUAUGGCUUCUCCGCAAUUGUCAGAACCUGUUCUGGUCGAAUUCAAACACUUCCUCUCUGCGGUUGGAGAGAAACUCUCUGUUUCAAUGAUGGGUGAUGCAGAUACUACAUUGGAUGCUCAAUUUCCAUUUGUUCCAUCAGUUGAGAUUUUGGUGAAGGCUUUUUUUCUUAUAUCUUCUGUGGCACUUGCAUCUUCUCCAAGUGUGUGUGAGCAUAUUUUGUUCUGCUCACAUCAUCCGUGCAUUCUGGGAGUUGCUAAAAGAGAUGCUGUUUGGAAGAGGCUUCAUAGGUGCCUGCGGACACAAGGGUUUGAUGUGAUUGCCACUGUUUCUGCUGGUGCGGAAAAGUUAUGCAAGGGCCUCCUUGGACUAGGGGGGUUGACGAGUCCAAAUGUACUUGAACAGGAAGCAGCUAUAAAUUCGGUGUCAACAUUGAUGUCCAUAAUACCGAGAGACACUUAUUUGGAGUUCGAGAAGCAUUUGGAAAGUCUGCCAGAUCGAUAUUCACAUGACUUGCUGUCACCAAGUGAUAUUCAGAUUUUUCAGACUCCUGAUGGGAUGCUUUCUGGUGAGCUUGGUGUUUAUGUUGCUGAAUCCCAGAACUCAAAGCAGAACCAUGUUAUUUCGAAUCACUCUGUGAAGAGGGAACCAGCGGCUGCAGGGAAAAAGGAUUCAGGAAAAGCAAUAAAGAAGGCUGAUAAAGGGAAAACAGCAAAGGAAGAGGCACGCGAGUUAUUGCUAAAGGAGGAGGCUUCUAUACGUGAGAGGGUACAAGCCAUACAAAGGAAUCUGUCUUUGAUGCUGAGAGCUCUUGGUGAAAUGGCUAUAUCUAAUCCUGUGUUUGCACACAGUCAGUUACCUUCACUGGUGAAGUUUGUCGACCCUUUGCUGCGAUCACCUGUUGUUGGUGAUGUGGCCUAUGAGACAUUGGUAAAGCUUGCAAGAUGUUCUGCUCACCCUCUUUGUAAUUGGGCCCUUGAUAUUGCCACUGCUUUGCGCCGAAUAGCGACCGAGGAAGUUAGUAUCGAAUUGGAUCUGAUACCCUUUACUGGCGAAGGGGAGUCCCAUUCAGUACCAACACCUGGGAUCUUUGAGAGAAUUGUUAACGGCUUAUCUACAUCUUGCAAAUCUGGACCUCUUCCUGUAGACUCAUUCACUUUUGUUUUUCCAAUAAUGGAGCGGAUUCUAUUAUCCUCUAAGAGGACUGGACUCCAUGAUGACGUGUUGCGAGUUAUAUACAUGCACAUGGAUCCUCUAUUACCCCUUCCCAGGCUCAGGAUGCUGUCGACUCUUUAUCAUGUUCUCGGGGUUGUUCCUGCCUAUCAAGGAUCUAUUGGACCAGCAUUGAACGAGUUGUGCCUUGGUUUGCGGCCAGAAGAAAUUGCCCCUGCUUUAUAUGGCGUCUAUGCUAAGGAGGUUCAUGUGAGAAUGGCCUGCUUAAAUGCCAUAAAAUGCAUUCCUGCUGUUUCCAGCCGCUCUAUUCCUCAACAUGUGGAAGUAGCUACUGGCAUUUGGAUUGCUUUGCAUGAUCCUGAAAAGUCGAUUGCUGAAGCUGCAGAGGAUAUCUGGGAUCGCUAUGGGCAUGAGAUUGGGACAGACUAUUCUGGACUUUUCAAAGCACUUUCACAUGUUAAUUAUAAUGUUCGGUUAGCUGCUGCAGAGGCAUUAGCUGCUGCAUUAGAUGAAAAUUCUGAUUCAAUACAGGAGACUCUUUCUACUUUAUUUUCAUCAUAUCUGCGGGAUGUUGGUGGCGGAGACAGUAAUGUUGAUGCUGGUUGGCUUGGUAGACAAGGAGUAGCAUUGGCUUUGCAUUCAGCUGCAGACGUUCUGAGAACGAAGGAUCUUCCUGUUGUUAUGACCUUCCUCAUAUCUCGAGCUUUGGCAGAUACCAACACAGAUGUUCGUGGUAGAAUGAUCAAUGCUGGUGUUCUGAUUAUCGACAGGCAUGGAAGAGAUAACGUUUCCUUGUUAUUUCCAAUCUUUGAGAACUAUUUAAACAAAAAGACCAUGGAUGAAGAGAAGUAUGAUUUAGUUCGUGAAGGUGUAGUCAUAUUCACAGGGGCUCUGGCAAAACAUCUAGCUCAGGACGACCCUAAAGUUCAUGCCGUUGUUGAGAAACUGCUGGAUGUUCUAAAUACACCCUCAGAAGCGGUUCAGAGGGCAGUAUCAGACUGUUUAUCCCCACUAAUGCAGUCAAUGAAAGGUGAUGCUCCUGCUCUUCUUUCACGACUGUUGGACCAACUGAUGAAGAGCGACAAAUAUGGUGAUCGCCGUGGCGCAGCUUUUGGACUGGCUGGAGUGGUUAGGGGAUUUGGGUUAUCUUGCUUGAAAAAGUAUGGAAUCAUUGCGACAUUAAGGGAAGGUCUUGUUGACAGGAAUUCUGCAAAAUCACGAGAAGGAGCCCUCUUAGCUUUUGAGUGCUUGUGUGAAAAGCUAGGGAAAUUGUUUGAACCUUAUGUCAUCCAAAUGCUACCGGUGCUAUUGGUUUCCUUCUCAGAUCCAGUUGUUGCUGUUCGCGAGGCAGCUGAAUGUGCUGCUCGGGCAAUGAUGUCUCAACUAAGCGUGAUGGGUGUCAAACUUGUGCUUCCAUCACUUUUAAAGGGUCUUGAGGACAAAGCUUGGCGUACGAAGCAAAGCAGUGUCCAGCUACUUGGUGCAAUGGCAUACUGUGCUCCGCAGCAGCUUUCUCAGUGCCUUCCAGCAAUAGUGCCUAAACUGACGGAGGUAUUGACAGAUACACACCCUAAAGUUCAGUCGGCUGGACAAACAGCAUUGCAGCAGGUUGGAAGUGUUAUUAAGAAUCCGGAGAUAUCGUCCCUUGUUCCUACACUUCUCAUGGCCCUUUCAGACCCAAAUGAAAAUACCAAAUAUUCUCUGGAUAUUCUCCUUCAAACAACAUUUAUUAAUUCCAUUGAUGCUCCUUCACUUGCACUGCUGGUCCCUAUAGUCCAUAGAGGAUUGAGGGAGAGGAGUGCAGAAACCAAAAAGAAAGCUGCACAAAUAGUUGGAAACAUGUGUUCGUUGGUCACAGAAUCAAGGGAUAUGAUUCCUUACAUUGGUUUGCUUCUUCCUGAAGUGAAAAAGGUUCUUGUAGAUCCAAUUCCCGAAGUUCGGUCAGUUGCAGCACGGGCGCUUGGAUCUCUUAUCAGAGGGAUGGGUGAAGAGAAAUUCCCAGAUCUUGUUCCUUGGUUGUUUGAUACUCUUAAAUCUGAUGGUAGCAAUGUUGAGAGAUCUGGGGCAGCUCAGGGGUUGAGUGAGGUGUUGGCUGCACUUGGUGUAGAUUACUUUGAGCACACACUUCCAGAUAUAGUUCGAAACUGUUCUCACCAGAGGGCAUCUGUGCGUGAUGGAUAUCUGACACUUUUCAAGUAUUUACCAAGGUCAUUGGGGGUUCAAUUCCAGAACUAUUUGCAGCAAGUAUUACCUGCCAUCAUAGAUGGUCUCGCUGACGAGAAUGAAUCUGUACGUGAAGCAGCAUUAGGUGCUGGCCAUGUCCUAGUGGAGCACUAUGCAACAACAUCCUUACCUCUUCUUCUUCCGGCUGUUGAGGAUGGUAUUAUCAAUGACAAUUGGCGUAUCAGACAAAGCUCUGUCGAGCUGUUGGGUGAUCUCUUGUUCAAGGUUGCUGGAACUUCUGGGAAAUCUUUGCUGGAGGGAGGCAGUGACGAUGAAGGUGCCAGUACUGAAGCGCAAGGGCGUGCCAUUAUUGAGGUUUUGGGUAGAGAUAAGCGUAAUGAAGUUCUGGCUGCAUUGUACAUGGUCCGGUCAGAUAUCAGUUUAUCUGUCCGUCAGGCUGCCCUGCACGUAUGGAAAACUAUUGUGGCAAAUACUCCCAAAACUCUGAAGGAAAUAAUGCCAGUAUUAAUGAAUACUCUAAUAGCUUCACUUGCAUCAUCGUCAUCAGAAAGGCGGCAGGUUGCUGGACGUUCGUUGGGUGAACUUGUUCGGAAGCUUGGUGAAAGAGUACUUCCUUUGAUUAUCCCAAUCUUGUCGCGGGGGCUGAAGGAUCCUGAUUCCGGCAGAAGACAAGGUGUAUGCAUUGGUCUAAGUGAAGUGAUGGGAAGUGCAGGGAGGAGUCAGUUAUUGAGUUUCAUGGAUGAUCUUAUCCCAACCAUAAGGGUUGCCCUUUGUGACAGCGCACUAGAGGUUCGCGAGUCUGCUGGCCAAGCAUUUAGUACCCUGUACAAGAGUGCUGGAAUGCAAGCAAUCGAUGAGAUAGUCCCUACUCUGCUCCAUGCCCUAGAAGACGAUGAAACUUCUGACACUGCUCUGGAUGGCCUGAAACAAAUCUUAAGUGUUAGGACAGCGGCUGUGCUACCUCACAUUUUGCCUAAGCUGAUCCAUCCUCCUCUAACAGCCUUCAAUGCGCAUGCCUUAGGAGCCUUAGCAGAGGUUGCUGGACCAGGUCUUAAUGUUCAUCUUGGAACUGUACUUCCUCCUUUACUCUCAGGAAUGGGCGAUGAUAAUAAUGAGGAAGUUCAAAAUAUGGCUAAGGAAGCUGCGGAAACAGUGGCCUUGGUGAUAGAUGAAGAAGGUGUCGAGUUUUUACUGGGAGAGCUUCUUAAAGCUGUUGGAGAUAAUCAGGCUUCAAUCAGAAGAAGUUCAUCAUAUCUGAUUGGAUACUUGUUCAGAAAUAGCAAAUUGUACUUGGUUGAUGAAGCUCCAAACAUGAUAUCUACUCUCAUUGUUUUGCUAAGUGAUUCUGACGCUGCAACGGUUGAGGUUGCUUGGGGAGCUUUAUCGGCGGUUCUUGAUUCUGUUCCCAAGGAGCUACUUCCUUCAUAUAUGAAACCAGUACGGGAUGCCGUAUCAACGGCUAGAGAUAAAGAGCGCAGGAGAAAGAAGGGAGGAUCAGUUCUUAUUCCAGGCUUCUGUCUGCCUAAAGCACUCAGGCCAUUGCUUCCGAUAUUUCUCCAGGGUUUGACGAGUGGUUCUGCCGAGCUUAGAGAGCAAGCUGCACUUGGGCUUGGGGAGCUUAUUGAAGUGACUAGUGAACAGGUUUUGAAAGAGUUUGUCAUACAAAUCACUGGGCCUCUGAUCCGUAUCAUAGGGGACCGCUUCCCCUGGCAAGUGAAAAAUGCAAUUUUAUCUACGUUAAUUAUCCUGAUAAGAAAGGGUGGCAUAGCCCUGAAGCCUUUUCUUCCUCAACUUCAAACAACUUUUAUUAAGUGCCUACAGGACAGUACCAGAAUGGUUCGAACAAGUGCUGCCCUUGCACUUGGGAAACUUAGUGCGCUAAGUACUAGGGUUGAUCCUCUCGUGAACGACCUUUUAUCAAGUUUACAGGCAUCCGAUUCUGGUGUAAGGGAGGCAAUACUUGCAGCUCUAAAAGGUGUCCUAAAGCAUGCUGGUAAGGGUGUGAGUGGUGCUGUCAGAGUUCGUGUCUACAGUCAACUGCAGGAUUUGAUUAGUCACGAUGAAGACCAAACUCGAAUAUCUGCUGCCAGCAUGUUGGGUAUCACGUCACAAUACAUGGACGAUUCCCAGCUGGCCGACCUGUUUCAGCAGCUAGCGGACCUGCUGUUACCUUCUUCAAAUUGGGUAUCUAGGCAUGGAUCAAUACUAACUAUUGCAUCCAUGCUCAGUUACAACCCUUCGUCUGUUGUUAAUAGCCCAGAAUUCCCAUCCGUUUUAGACUUUCUGAAACGCUCGUUGAAGGAUGAAAAGUUUCCUCUUCGCAAAACUUCAACUAAGGCAGUAGGAAGGCUAUUGCUGCAUCAGAUUGGAAGUGAGCCUUCAAAAGCCUCCACAUAUGUUGAUUUGCUUUCAUGUCUAGUUGGAUCAUUGAACGAUGACUCGAGUGAAGUGAGGAAAAAGGCCUUAUCUUCUAUCAAAGCUGUUGCAAAGGCAAGUCCUUCCUUUGUGAUAGCCAAUAUUUCAUUGGUUGGUCCUGCACUUGCUGAAUGUCUGAAAGAUGGUAGCACGCCAGUGAGGCUUGCUGCAGAAAGAUGUAUCCUCCACACAUUCCAGUUGUCAAAAGGCGCAGAAAAUGUUCAGGUUGCUCAGAAAUUUAUCACUGGCUUGGAUGCUAGACGACUUGCGAAGUAUUCCGAACAGAGCGAUGCCAGCGACGACAGUGACGAUGAUUCCACAAGUCUCUGA
This is a messenger RNA of Linum trigynum, 7827 nucleotides long. Lineage: Eukaryota; Viridiplantae; Streptophyta; Magnoliopsida; Malpighiales; Linaceae. The record is from the annotation of a GenBank genome assembly.